UUGGACUUCCUCUAUAUUAGUUUCUUUAAUACUCAUUUAAACUGAAAUUUUCUCUCUCACUUUUUCCUCAACAAACAUAAAAAAUUUAAACAAAUAUGACGAGAUAUACAAGCCAUCCGUUUCCAUUUACACUUAUAAUCACAUUUAUAUUUUUUACGGUUAUCACUUCAGCUGCAGUAAUAAAUAGUCCAUGUAAAAUAGAAGGACAUGUGGAAUUUUUUCCAGACUUUAAUAAAGAUUAUUUAUCUGGAGUAAUCACGUUCAGCGAAAAUAAAGGAGGAGAUAAAGUUAUUGUUGAUGGAAUAUUUACUACAGAUAUUGGAGUAGAUGGAAUUAAAGAUGAAGACGGAAAUCCUCGCUAUAGAGCAGAAUUAUACAAUAAUAAAGGAGUUUUAUUAUAUGAUUUGACCGAUUCUGUAUUUAACAAUGCUAUUGAAUUAGUUUCAUUUAAUAAACAAUACGCUAACCUUCAAAUUUGUGGUUCUAAUAGUAUAAUUGAUAAAGUAGUGGUUAUUAAAAAGGAUGGGGAUGAAAUUGCAAGGGCUGAAAUUUAUGAGCUAUUGGAUUAUCAUUAGUGUGUGGGUAUUUUUAAUUAAUGGACGGGUAUUUAUUUUUUUUUUUUAAAAAAAAAAAAA
Messenger RNA from Rhizophagus irregularis DAOM 181602=DAOM 197198, 635 nucleotides. RefSeq lists its product as uncharacterized. NCBI's taxonomy places the organism in Eukaryota, Fungi, Glomeromycota, Glomeromycetes, Glomerales, Glomeraceae. The record is from RefSeq and is a predicted model, not a curated record.